ACGAUGUUGAAGAUAAGCAGCGUAAUUUAGAAGCAGCUCAUCGUUCAUGCUAUUGACUGACAUUUCAGUUGCAAACCAAACGUAUGCUGAAAACUCACAGGUUGUAUUCGCGGAUUAUGCAAUUAUAUUGCUGAUAGUUAGAAAGUUUGGCUAUUUAUUAUUUCCUUUUUUUGUUGAUUUCUUGCAGAAAUUUAUAUAUAUUUUUAUUUUCUGGAUAAAAUUUUGUUUUGAAGCUGCAUACAUCAAUUGAAUAUUCGAGCACUUAGUUCAUUUAUUUUUUGCAUGACUUUUUAAGUAUUGAAUCAGAGAUUCAUUACAUAUUUAUUAUAAUUAAUUUUGUCGAAAUGCACUUGAAAAAAAUUUCAAAACCACCUUCAAGAAAAGAUCAUAAACACUCAGAAGUGACUGUGCCUGACCAACAAAUAGAACAAUGGGGGUAUCAGAUAUAUCAAAUCGACAAGUCGAUUCGAAGCAUGAUAGACAACGCUAGGUUGUUUUAUGACGCUUGGCGAUGUGUGGUUUGUCUUGCACCAUCGGUUACUGCGUCUUGGAUUUCUUUAUAUAGACAACUUCCGAAUGAAAAGAACCCUGCUCCUUCUCUUGGAACACUAGUAGAUUGGAAUAAAGCUCUAGAACGGCAGAGAAGAGAAGUUUUGCUAACUUUGCAAAACUUUCAAUUAACCGUAAUAGCACCUUGCAAAGAAGUAAAGGCACAUGUGAAAAAGGCCGUUGAGAUGAUAAAACGAAGGAGCAGGAAGGUGAGCGAACUUGAGAAGAUCCAAAAGGAACUGCUGGUUGUUUAUGAGUUACCAGAUCCGGAAACGAAGAAAAACAAGAUUAAAGCACUACAGACCCACUUAGUACGAGUCAACAAUGAGCUAAAUGAAUUGCAAAGAAGCUUGACCAUGUCAGUUCCUACACUAAUAACCAAAUGCCAAGUCUUUUUUGGGCAAUUAAUGCGACAUUUUUUCUGCCUCCAACUGCAGAUGUUCCGGAAAAUGCAUAACAUUACUCGUCCAUGGGAUUGUUUUCAAGACGAUAUUCCUAAAACAUGGCUUGUCGAGUUUUCUUCCGUAUGUAAAGCAGCUGAGGGUCUUCCUAUAAUUUCUGUUGAUAAUAAUCGUCCUCCUGUCGAGCUCCCAAAAGCAUCAGAGGCUUUAUCUGCGCAUGAAUGGGAAGCUGGUAAGCUCGAUGCAAUGAAGGCUCUUUUAUCACAGAACCCUCAUCUUUCGCCCUCUCAAAGCAGCUUAUCUCCUUUAUCUACCGCAAGCUCCUCUGUUGCUGCUUCUCCUAUUGAUACACAUGCUCCUUCGACUCCUGUGGUUUCAAGGCCUCCUUCCAUGCAAAAUUUGGCUUCUGCACUUGAACCAGAAGAAGAUCCGAUGUCUCCUAGUCAAGUUCCUAUUUUGAGGGCUCCUGCCGUACCACAUCACCAAAAAAUAAAUAGUAAUACAACAAAUACUUUAUAUACAACUGAAUGGGCGUUUUUGGCUUCUGGUAGUGCUAACGUUGUUUUUGAAUACGUUGGGAAAAACCCAUACUUUCAAGACAAAGUACUCCGACUUCGUCGACGAGGUCAGGCUUUUACGACCGAACAAGUUUAUGACUACUAUCAAAAUACUGUUUAUCCUUUAUUUGCUGGUAUGGAGCAAUUCCUAAUAGAAAUAUAUCUUCAACCAGUUACUAAAGAUUUUCUACUUGGUGCUCAAAAUGCAUCAGGAAUUUUUCUAAAUUUAAAUGAAUCGUUUUGUAUUCUAAUGCAAGACUUGAAAGAAGGUAUGGAAAUGAAGCCGAAAUGGCUCACUCAGUCUCCGACUGCUCCACCGGACUGGGUUGUCUGCAGGACUUGUGCCAUGAGCCGUAUGCGAGGCAAACCCAUCAGCUUUUGUCCACUUCAGCUUGAUUUUAGUAACUGGCCAAAAUUCCUUAGCGCGCUUCAGGGCAUGGUUACUCCUGACAUUGCUAUGUCAUUAUUUCAGUCGGGCAUCCUAAAGCGACUCCGCGAUUUACAAGAAGAGUAUUCUCGUAAAGACAUCGCUUUAGCCAUGACUCUUCGAGAUGUGACUCUAUAUAUCGGCAAAAACCACAUAACGUUGCUUGACUUGGAUCCCAAAGAUAUUAAUGCAAAGCUAGCAAAAUGGGAACGUGAUGAGCAGAAUCUUUCAGAGGGCGGUUGGUAUUAUGGGCGUGGAAUGAAAUCUACCGACCAGGCAUGUCGCAGUGCCUAACGAAUGUUUUCUAUUUAUAUGAUUAUACGACAUGCCUCAUAGAGUUAUGAACGCCUUGGGUUCACGUUAGAUAUGUUGAAAUUUGUAAGCUAUUACAAACUUUUAAGUUACUAGAAUUUAAUACGAAAACGUUU
This is a messenger RNA of Schizosaccharomyces cryophilus OY26, 2362 nucleotides long. RefSeq names its product inositol 1,3,4,5,6-pentakisphosphate kinase. The record is from RefSeq and is a predicted model, not a curated record. Gene Ontology annotation, molecular function: ATP binding; inositol-1,3,4,5,6-pentakisphosphate 2-kinase activity. Gene Ontology annotation, cellular component: nucleus. Gene Ontology annotation, biological process: inositol phosphate biosynthetic process. Lineage: Eukaryota; Fungi; Ascomycota; Schizosaccharomycetes; Schizosaccharomycetales; Schizosaccharomycetaceae. The transcript has 2 exons. The coding region runs from base 345 to 2228 and encodes 627 amino acids.